AUGGCGGCGGCGGCGGCGAGCGGAGCUGGCGGGGCUGCCGGGGCCGGAGCGGGGGGAGCCGGGCCGGCGGGCCGCCUGCUGCCUCCGCCUGCCCCGGGGCCCCCGGCUGCCCCCGCCGCUGUGCCCCCGUCGGCCGGCCCGCCGCGUCCCUCAGCCCCGGCCUCCCGCGGGCCGAUGCCCGCUCGCAUCGGCUACUACGAGAUCGACCGCACCAUCGGCAAGGGCAACUUCGCCGUGGUCAAGCGGGCCACGCACCUCGUCACCAAGGCCAAGGUUGCCAUUAAGAUCAUAGAUAAAACCCAACUGGACGAAGAAAACUUGAAGAAGAUUUUUCGGGAAGUUCAAAUUAUGAAGAUGCUUUGCCACCCCCAUAUCAUCAGGCUGUACCAGGUUAUGGAGACAGAACGGAUGAUUUAUCUGGUGACAGAAUAUGCUAGUGGAGGGGAAAUAUUUGACCACCUGGUGGCCCAUGGUAGAAUGGCAGAAAAGGAGGCCCGUCGGAAGUUCAAACAGAUCGUCACAGCCGUCUAUUUUUGUCACUGUCGGAAUAUUGUUCAUCGUGAUUUAAAAGCUGAAAAUUUACUUCUGGAUGCUAAUCUGAAUAUCAAAAUAGCAGAUUUUGGCUUUAGUAACCUCUUCACUCCUGGGCAGCUGUUGAAGACCUGGUGUGGCAGCCCUCCUUAUGCUGCACCCGAGCUCUUUGAAGGAAAGGAAUAUGAUGGGCCCAAAGUGGACAUCUGGAGUCUUGGCGUUGUCCUCUAUGUCCUUGUGUGUGGUGCCCUGCCAUUUGAUGGGAGCACAUUGCAGAAUCUGCGGGCCCGGGUCCUGAGUGGAAAGUUCCGCAUCCCAUUUUUUAUGUCCACAGAAUGCGAACACUUGAUCCGGCACAUGCUGGUGUUAGACCCGAAUAAGCGCCUUUCGAUGGAGCAGAUCUGCAAGCACAAGUGGAUGAAGCUGGGGGACGCCGACCCCAACUUUGACAGGUUAAUAGCUGAAUGCCAACAACUAAAGGAAGAAAGACAGGUGGACCCCCUCAAUGAGGAUGUUCUCUUGGCUAUGGAAGACAUGGGACUGGACAAAGAGCGGACGCUGCAGUCAUUAAGAUCAGAUGCCUAUGAUCACUAUAGUGCAAUCUACAGCCUGCUGUGUGAUCGCCACAAAAGACAUAAAACCCUGCGUCUCGGAGCACUUCCUAGCAUGCCCCGAGCCAUGGCAUUUCAAGCACCAGUCAAUAUCCAGGCAGAGCAGUCAGGUACCACUGUGAACCUCAGCGUUCCCCAGGUGCAGCUGAUCAACCCAGAGAACCAAAUUGUGGAGCCGGAUGGGACAGUGAACUUGGAUAGUGAUGAGGGUGAAGAACCAUCUCCUGAAGCAUUGGUCCGCUAUUUGUCCAUGAGGAGGCACACAGUGGGUGUGGCUGACCCACGCACGGAAGUCAUGGAAGAUCUACAGAAGCUCCUACCAGGCUUUCCUGGUGUCAACCCACAAGCUCCAUUCCUGCAAGUGGCCCCUAACAUGAACUUUAUGCAUAACCUGCUACCCAUGCAAAAUUUGCAGCCAACUGGGCAGCUUGAGUACAAGGAGCAGUCUCUGUUACAGCCACCCACCCUACAGCUACUGAAUGGAAUGGGCCCCCUUGGCCGGAGGGCAUCAGAUGGAGGAGCCAACAUCCAACUGCAUGCCCAGCAGCUGCUGAAGCGCCCACGGGGACCCUCCCCGCUUGUCACCAUGACACCAGCAGUGCCAGCAGUUACCCCUGUGGACGAGGAGAGCUCAGACGGGGAGCCAGAUCAGGAAGCUGUGCAGAGGUACUUGGCAAAUAGGUCCAAAAGACAUACACUGGCCAUGACCAACCCUACAGCUGAGAUCCCACCGGACCUACAACGACAGCUAGGACAGCAGCCUUUCCGUUCCCGGGUCUGGCCUCCUCACCUGGUACCAGAUCAGCAUCGCUCUACCUACAAGGACUCCAACACCCUGCACCUCCCUACGGAGCGUUUCUCCCCCGUGCGCCGGUUCUCAGAUGGGGCUGCAAGCAUCCAGGCCUUCAAAGCUCACCUGGAAAAAAUGGGCAACAACAGCAGCAUCAAACAGUUGCAGCAGGAGUGUGAGCAGCUACAGAAGAUGUACGGGGGGCAGAUUGAUGAAAGAACCCUGGAGAAGACCCAGCAGCAGCAUAUGUUAUACCAGCAGGAGCAGCACCACCAAAUUCUCCAGCAACAGAUUCAAGACUCCAUCUGUCCUCCUCAGCCUUCUCCACCUCUUCAGGCUUCGUGUGAAAAUCAGCCAGCCCUCCUCACCCACCAGCUCCAGAGGUUAAGGAUUCAGCCUUCAAGCCCACCCCCCAACCACCCAAACAACCAUCUCUUCAGGCCACCCAGUAAUAGUCCUCCCCCAAUGAACAGUGCCAUGAUCCAACCUCACGGUGCUGCCUCUCCCUCCCAGUUUCAAGGCUUACCCUCCCGCAGUGCAAUCUUCCAGCAGCAGUCUGAGAGCUGCUCCCCUCCCCCCAGCGUGGCACUAACCUGCUUGGGCAUGCAGCAGCCUACCCAGUCACAACAGGUGACCAUCCAAGUACAAGAGCCCGUCGACAUGCUCAGCAACAUGCCAGCCCCAGCUGCAGGCUCUGCUGGGCGAGGCAUCUCCAUGAGCCCCAGUGCCAGUCAGAUUCAGAUGCAGCACCGCACCAACCUGAUGGCCACCCUCAGCUACGGGCACCGACCCUUGUCCAAGCAGCUGAGUGCUGACAGUGCAGAGGCCCACAGCUUGAACGUGAAUCGGUUCUCCCCUGCUAACUACGACCAGGCGCAUUUACACCCCCAUCUGUUUUCGGACCAGUCCCGGGGUUCCCCCAGCAGCUACAGCCCUACAACAGGAGUGGGGUUCCCUCCAACCCAAGCCCUGAAAGUCCCUCCACUUGACCAAUUCCCCACCUUCCCUCCCAGUGCACAUCAGCAGCCGCCACACUAUACCACAUCGGCACUACAGCAGGCCCUGCUGUCCCCCACGCCGCCAGACUAUACAAGACACCAGCAGGUACCCCACAUCCUUCAGGGACUGCUCUCUCCCCGGCAUUCACUCACCGGCCACUCGGACAUUCGGCUACCCCCAGCAGAGUUUGCACAGCUCAUUAAAAGGCAGCAACAACAACGACAGCAGCAGCAGCAGCAGCAGCAGCAACAGCAGCAAGAGUACCAAGAAUUGUUCAGGGCCAUGAACCAAGGGGAUGCUGGGAGUCUGGUUCCCAGUCUCGGGGGACAGAGUAUGACAGAGCGCCAGGCUUUAUCUUAUCAAAAUACUGACUCUUAUCACCAACACCACACCAGCCCCCAGCAUCUUCUGCAAAUCAGGGUGCAAGAAUGUAUCUCACAGGUUUCCUCACCCACCCCGACCCAUGGCUAUGCUCAUCAGCCGGCACUGCUGCAUUCAGAGAGCAUGGAGGAGGACUGCUCAUGUGAGGGGGCCAAGGAUGGCUUUCCAGAUAGUAAGAGUCCACGCACAUUGACCAAAGGUUGCCAUGACAGCCCCCUGCUCUUGAGUACCGGUGGACCUGGGGACCCCGAAUCUUUACUCGGAACUGUGAGUCAUGCCCAGGAGUUGGGGAUUCAUCCCUAUGGACAUCAGCCGCCUGCUGCGUUCAGUAGAAAUAAGGUGCCCAGCCGAGAGUCUGUCUUAGGGAACUGCAUGGACAGGAGUUCUCCAGGACAAGCAAUGGAGCUACCAGACCACAAUGGACUUGGGUACCCAUCACGGCCCUCCGUCAGUGAACACCACCGGCCCCGGACCCUCCAGAGACACCACACAAUCCAGAACAGUGACGACGCUUACGUGCAGCUGGAUAACUUGCCAGGAAUGAGUCUCGUGGCUGGGAAAGCACUUAGUUCUGCCCGGAUGUCAGAUGCAGUUCUCAGUCAGUCCUCGCUCAUGGGCAGCCAGCAGUUUCCAGAUGUGGAAAACGAGGAAUGUGGGGUGAGUCUGGGGGCUCACGAACAGAGCGACGGCAGCCAGCACGUCAACUCCUCUUGCUAUCCAUCCACGUGUAUUACAGACAUCCUGCUCAGCUACAAGCACCCCGAGCUCUCCUUCAGCAUGGAGCAGGCAGGCGUGUAGCAAGGAACAGAGUUUUGUAUACAGCUUGGGAAUGAAAAGGUUGAUUUUUAAACCACCAGUAUCUAGCAGCGUUGCGCCAAACGGCCAUUGUGUUUCUCUUCACGCAGAGUAUCGUGGCUCGCUUCCUCACAUUUGGUUCAUCAGUGUGCUGUUUGUUCUUUUGGGUUCUGAGGGGGUAUUGCCAUGUUUGCCUGUAUGACCAAGACACCAAGGAAAUAAACAGGAAAUCCAUGCUCCCCAUCUCUGUGAAAGCGUAUUUAGUGUAUUUGAGUUGGUGGGGUUCUUUGUUUAGUUUUUGGCUUUGUUUGUGCUUUUUUUGUUUUGUUUUGUUUUGUUUUGGGGCAUGUUUUCUCUUAGAGGUGAUUUUCUUUCUUUUCUUUCAUUUUGUUUUUUCUCUUUGCUUUUGUGAGACAGGAGAGGCAAGCAGUUAAGAGUUCAGAGGCCAGGGGCUCAGAGCCACGACCCUCACCAGCCUGCCCACCGUUCCUCUGGCUCCUCUCCCACAUGAGCAAAUGCUCCGGGAUAACAGCCUCUCAGAUCUUGGUGGCUGGGGAAGGGAGCGGGGAAGGGCUUGUGGCUUCUGGCAUUUGGAGAGCAAAAAGAAAGCAAAGAAAGAAGUCCCAAGCCUAGAACCCAGACAGACCUUUUUUUGCAGGAAUCCAUGGGAAAAAUGUCUGGCUCAGCCAAGAUCACAUCAAAACUUUAGCACAGAGGCUGAGGGUAACCUAGAAUCAGUGAGUCCCCAGCUAGGCUGUCUUAGAGCCUCUUCUUUGGCGUGUAGCACGGCUUCCCUCUUGUCGCCUGGAAAGUUGGUUGCCUUUCCUGUCCUGGUCCCACCCAUGGACUGAAUACCCGAAUGUGGCGCACUAUGCUUCCUGUGUCAUCUUUCAUUCUCAUUUUUAUAUUGUGCUAUAAAAAGAUGUGUGCGUGUGUGUGUGCGUGUGCACACACGUGCACACACACAUACACACAGCCUUCCCCUUCCAGUUGCUUUGUCACCGGCAAGAAUAGGAGGUUGUCUUGGGUCCUGCCUCUCUCCUAACCUUCUCCUCCUCCCUGAACAUCUCCAACCCCUGUAUUUUAAUUCUUGAUCAUGUAGGAAUUGUUUUUGAUAAAUGUUGAUAUUAUUGUUAGUAAAUAAAGACAAAGAAUUUUUGUUUAAAAGAGAAAUGUUUAACCAGAUUCUGUUCUAUUUGAAUUGUGACUUGCACCUUUUGUUCAGAGUAUUUUCUUUAGGCAUUGUAGUUGCAAACAGCUCUUUCUUGUGCCCGUGGCAGACACAGCAGUCCCCUCUCCCCAGCUGAAGCGGUGCAAAUGCACUAGUUUAUCGCUUCCGUGGUUAUCUUGAUUUCACUGUUAGAAACCAAAGUCUUCUCCGCUGGCUGGGGGCUGAGAGAGGAUCUGACUUAUCGCUUCUGAUUUUCGAAACCCAAGAGAGACAUUAAAUAUGGUGACUCUCGAUUCUUUUUCUGGGAACAGAGUACAAGGUCCCCAUUCCCUCCUAGUCUUUCGUCCUGAAUUUGCACAGAGGAAAGCGGUGCCCCGCAUGGCCCUCCUGGUGCUGCCGGCAGGAUCCCCAUGCAGCUUGUCCUUCCCGGAUACCGGCAGCUUGGCUUCUGGACCCAGUAGCCCUCAAGUGGAUUUCCGCAGCGCAAGAGCUUUCUUGGGACCUGUCCCAUGUUGCCCUGGUCCUGUCUCCCCUCCACUUGGGGGUGGGGGGAGGGUGGGAUCACCACCUACUCGCCAGAAGGGGGCUUACCAAGAAAGCCCGAAAAGCAAAAGCUGUUGUUGGACUUCUCGGGCUUGUUCCGAACCUGACGCCCCCUCCCCCGACUCGGCCUGCCGCUACCACAUGCUCAGCCUGCUCUGUUGACAAGGUACUGGGUGUGUGAAAGAGCAGACUACCACCCUCCAGCACCUACGCAGAUGACAGCCAGUGAGCCUAUUAACCGUGCCAUCUUGCGAACUACACUUUAAAAAAAAUCAUUGCUUUGUAUUGUAGUAACCAAUGCGCAGUAUAUGUUGAAUGUAUAUGAAUAUACUUUCCUAUUUCUGUUCUUUGAAAAUGUCAGAAAUAUUUUUUCUUUCUCAUUAUGUUGAACUAAAAAAAGAAUUAAAAAAAAAUCUACAGAUUCCAGUUGCUAAGACCUUUUGUCCUUUUGUGAGUGGGGAACACUUCCAACUUAGAACUGAGUCAGGGCUGGCGCCGUGGCUCAGUAGGCUAAUCCUCUGCCUGCGGCACCAGCACACCGGGUUCUAGUCCCGGUCGGGGCGCUGGAUUCUGUCCCAGUUGUUCCUCUUCCAGGCCAG
Messenger RNA from Lepus europaeus (European hare), 6420 nucleotides. RefSeq names its product SIK family kinase 3 (gene SIK3). The coding region runs from base 1 to 4110 and encodes 1369 amino acids. Gene Ontology annotation, cellular component: cytoplasm. Gene Ontology annotation, biological process: protein phosphorylation; intracellular signal transduction; microtubule cytoskeleton organization. Lineage: Eukaryota; Metazoa; Chordata; Mammalia; Lagomorpha; Leporidae. Gene Ontology annotation, molecular function: ATP binding; protein serine/threonine kinase activity; tau-protein kinase activity. The record is from RefSeq and is a predicted model, not a curated record. The transcript has 25 exons.